UACUGGAAAUGGGAAAUUCGGCACUAUUCAAACAUCACCUUCUGUCCGUUAUCACAAUCCGCUUCUGUUAUCACUUCUUCAAAAACACAACAAAAUUGAUUGAACGUUCAGAACUUUCUGAAUUUUUCACGAUCGCAGCUUUCGUUUUCAUCGUAGAAAAUGUUCAAAAAUAUCAUUCUCAAGUUCACCAUCAAAAAGUGUAUCCCAAUUCAUCCACCUUUAUCGUUAACCAAAUACUCAACACAGUCCAACACAAGUAGUAUAUCUUCGAACAUACCUUUUAAUUACGAUAUUUCCGCAGAAUCGCAUCACUACACCGAUGUUUUCCUACGUGACAUGACCAUCGUACCCGAUUUCAUCUCCGAGACCGAAGAAAACGCAUUAUUCGACGAAGCUCAAACAGAUUUACGUAGUAAAAGAUACGAAUACGAUCACUGGGACGAUGCUAUUAUAGGAUUUCGCGAACUCGAACGACUUCAAUGGAACACUGAAAACCAGAAAAUAAUCGAAAGAGUAAGGAAAUUCGCAUUUCCUCCGAGUUGUGGUCUUAUUCAUCAUGUUCAUGUGUUGGAUUUACACGAAUCUGGGUACAUUAAACCUCACGUCGAUAGUGUGAAAUUUUGUGGAAAUACGAUCGCCGGUAUUAGUUUACUGUCUGAUAGUAUAAUGCGUUUGAUUAUGGAAGAAAAUAAGUCUAUAAAGUUAGAUGUACUGUUACCUCGUAGAUCUUUGUAUAUAAUGCGAGAUGAUGUAAGGUUCAAGUUUACUCAUGAGAUAUUGAAAAAAGACGAAUCUGUGUUUAAAGGUAUGAAAAUCGAUAGAGGUAGACGAAUUUCGAUUAUAUGUCGCAAUGAAGUUAGUAAUUAGAUUCAAAUGUGUGAAUUUCAUUUCAUAUACAAUUAAGAACUUGUAUCGGUAUUGUCUUUUUUAUUUUUCACUAUUGCAUUUACGAAUGUAAUGUGUAUCUAGUUAUGUAAAUAGUUUACCAACUGUGAUAAAAUAUUGUUCUUUUUGAUGUUCAUUAAUUAUUAAUACACCUUACGUUUGUUUUGUCG
Messenger RNA from Planococcus citri (citrus mealybug), 1055 nucleotides. RefSeq names its product alpha-ketoglutarate-dependent dioxygenase alkB homolog 7, mitochondrial. The record is from RefSeq and is a predicted model, not a curated record. Gene Ontology annotation, cellular component: mitochondrial matrix. Gene Ontology annotation, biological process: fatty acid metabolic process; DNA damage response. NCBI's taxonomy places the organism in Eukaryota, Metazoa, Arthropoda, Insecta, Hemiptera, Pseudococcidae. The coding region runs from base 160 to 867 and encodes 235 amino acids. The transcript has a single exon.